UGCUCUCAUCAAAGUAUGAGUAAGAGGCGUGAACGUGCUUGAAAACGUGUGCACGUCCCAAUAAAAGUCCCCGACGGCAAGGAGGUCCUAACAUUUGUUACAGAAAACCGGUUUGGACAAUACACCGAAUAUACACAAAGGCAACAACAUAACGGAUUUCCUGCUGACUGUUUGCACAGAAGUGUGUUCACAAGGAGCCAGACAUCCAAGUUGGACCAGCUCUGCUUAAAGUUUCUCACUGUCUCCUGUUGUUCUCCUGAAUAUCUUACAACAAGCAGCAAAGCUCAAGAUGCAGCAGCUGGAGGAUGAGAAGCCCAAGAAGAAGAUCACCCUUUACCUUCUCUACUGUGUUGCAACAGCAGUCAUUGGCUCACUGCAGUUUGGCUACAACACUGGAGUCAUCAAUGCACCGGAGGAGAAAUUGCGUGCGUUUUUCCAAAAUGUGUCAAUGGAUCGGUAUGGAGAGCCCUUUUCCAAAGGAGCAAACACCAUGGUGUGGAGCUUUGCUGUGGCCAUCUUCAGCGUGGGAGGAAUGAUUGGCUCCUUCUCUGUUGGAAGCAUGGUCAACACCUUUGGCAGGCGGAAGUCCAUGAUGUUAGCUAACAUUCUUGCUCUGGUGGGCGGUGGUCUGAUGGGACUGUCCACCCUGAGUCAGUCGUUCGAGAUGAUCAUCAUCGGCCGCUUGAUUAUCGGUGUGUUCUGCGGCCUGUGCACGGGUCUCACACCGAUGUACGUGGGCGAGAUCUCUCCCACCGCCGUCCGAGGAGCCUUCGGCACACUGCACCAGCUGGGCGUGGUGAUUGGCAUCCUGGUGGCACAGAUCUUUGGUCUGGAGUUUCUGCUGGGCUCGGAUACUUUGUGGCCUCUGCUGCUCGCUCUGACUGUGUUGCCCGCUGUGCUGCAGACCAUCAUGCUUCCCUUCUGCCCUGAAAGCCCUCGUUACCUCCUCAUUGUCCUCAACAAGGAGGAGGAGGCAAGACAAGCCCUGGUACGCCUGCGUGGCUGUGAAGACGUGAGCGACGAUAUUCAGGAGAUGAAGGAAGAAGGGAUGAAGAUGGCCUUGGAAAAGAAAGUCACUGUCUUAGAGCUCUUCCGCUCUCCAAACUAUCGUCAACCGAUCAUUAUCGCCAUCAUCCUCCAGCUCUCUCAGCAGCUAUCUGGCAUCAACGCUGUAUUUUACUACUCUACAGGAAUAUUUCAAACUGCUGGUGUGACUCAACCCAUCUACGCCACCAUAGGAGCGGGAGUGGUCAACACUGUCUUUACUAUUGUCUCUCUCUUCCUGGUGGAGCGGGCGGGGCGGAGGACGUUGCACCUGAUUGGACUGGCUGGAAUGGCCGUCUCUGCCCUUCUCAUGACCAUCUCCCUGUCUCUAGUGAAGACCAACCAGGCUCUAAGCUUUCUGGCAAUUGUGGCAGUGUUUGGAUUUGUUGCCAGUUUUGAGAUGGGCCCGGGUCCGAUCCCGUGGUUCAUCGUGGCGGAGCUCUUCUCUCAGGGACCGCGGCCUGCUGCCAUGGCUGUCUCUGGUUGCUCUAACUGGACCGCCAACUUCUUGGUGGGGCUGGGUUUCCCUAAACUGGAGGAACUUUGUGGUCCGUACGUCUUCCUCAUCUUCAUGAUCCUCCUCAUCCUGUUCUUCAUCUUCACCUUCUUGCGAGUCCCUGAGACAAAAGGAAGGACCUUUGACGAUAUUGCCCAGGGAUUCGCUGCCAAAUCCUCCGCGUCCCCGGUGCCUGAGGCGGUCGUUGUCGGCCUGUCGGAGAGCAAAGACCCUCCACCCAUGUCCCCCACAGAAAAAUUUCCCAUGGUGUCUCUCCCUCCAGAGACACAAUGAAUAACUCAAUAAAUGAAGGAAGACUUAGGGUGUAAGAAAAAACUUAGUCCAUAGCCCACAAAUAAUGAAAGGUCAGCAGGAUGUGUCUGGUAAAUCCAUAUCAGUAUACUAAUGCCUUUUAAGAUUUUAUAUUUUUAUGUAUAUUUUUAGAUAAAUACUUGUUUUUUAAAUAUCUGAUGCAAUACCCUCUAAACCUGCUUUUAGUAUCAAUCAAACGUAGCCAGCACUUAAUGUUGCUAGCUCCAUACAUUUUGUCACAUAAGAGGAUCAACCUACGCUCAGUCUUGACCCGCAGGCUUUCAGCUCCCCUUAGUGUUAGAAGGUUGCAGGAUUUAGGGGUUUUAUGUAUUGAGGUCAAGCUUUGAAAGCCGGUUUUGGAACCUGGUAGUUUGACCCAAAAAAAAAAGAUUGACUUGCUGCCCUGUGUGCCUGCCUGAUGUGCCUUGCUGCCAGGAGGAGUUAACCACGUUGUCUCUCCUCUUCUAAAACAGCACUGACUUUAGACUUAGCAUAAAUAUAAUUAUGUGUGCGUCGAAGCUGUUUCUCAUUGCACAACACCCCCUCACAAUAAAGGAUGUUUGUAGCUGUGUGUUGUUUGCAUUCAGCGGUGCUGAAUAAGAAGUAACACAAGGGCAUCUCUGUAAAUAUGCACUGUCUCUGUCAAAUGUAGUGUUUGUACGAGUGUGUGAGAGGUUUAUUCUAUCACUGCCAAGUCAGAACAAAGCCUCUCUUUAGUCCUCAGUUUAGAAAUGAUAAAACCUCUUUAAUAUUUGCAUUUCACUGCAGGUUGCAACAAGACCAUGUGUCAGAAACAAGUGUCUUGAUGCAAUCCUCCACAGCUCACGUUAAAACUUUUGGAUUCACAAAUCUCAGGUGGCUAAAUGUGUUCCAAUAUAGCUGUCAUGAUUUAGAAAAUACAUUUAUCCAUCACUGUACUUGAAACUCUGUCAUCAACAGCUAUUGCAACAUUACCCAUGUUAGAUGAUGGUGUUGAAUAAAAACACUAAGCUUGUAUUUAUUAAACACACGAAACAAAAUGUAAUUUCAUGUACUUGUCUGUAAUUGUCUGAAUUGAUGUGUAUAUAUUGCCUCCGUCAGGAUCUGCUGUGGUAGCUCAGUGUAUAGGCUCAUAAAUGUUGCGCCAGUGUUAGCGCCUUGACUCUGGAUGUGCACACACUGAUAAGGAAGCACUUUUCAUGUUCGUGCUUAGCGGCGUUUCGUUUGCACUUUGGCUGUCGGGCUAUUUUCUAAUAUUUGUUUACACCAUGUGUGGCUUUCUGUUACUUGUAAAUAUGCAGUAUUUGUUGGGGGAAGCUAAUGGUUUUUCUGUAUUUGUAUUUGAUAGUGCUGUUAAAUUUGCUAUUUCCACUGAUUUUUCUUGCACUCUAGACAAACUGUUGUUACAGUAAAUGCAGCGCUGCUUUGCAAGCACAGUAUUAUCAUUUGUAAUGUGUAUAUUGUGCUCUGUUGUCGUCUUUCAUGUGUCAAUAAACGUAAGUAAGAAGUCA
Messenger RNA from Mugil cephalus (flathead mullet), 3342 nucleotides. Its product is annotated as solute carrier family 2, facilitated glucose transporter member 3-like. The transcript is spliced from 11 exons. The record is from RefSeq and is a predicted model, not a curated record. Bases 290 to 1834 code for a protein of 514 amino acids. NCBI's taxonomy places the organism in Eukaryota, Metazoa, Chordata, Actinopteri, Mugiliformes, Mugilidae. Gene Ontology annotation, biological process: response to insulin; monosaccharide transmembrane transport. Gene Ontology annotation, cellular component: apical plasma membrane; basolateral plasma membrane. Gene Ontology annotation, molecular function: hexose transmembrane transporter activity.